Molecule: messenger RNA, 1056 nt
Organism: Aspergillus pseudonomiae
Lineage: Eukaryota; Fungi; Ascomycota; Eurotiomycetes; Eurotiales; Aspergillaceae
Product: NmrA family NAD(P)-binding protein
Exons: 2
Coding region: 1-1056 (351 amino acids)
Source: RefSeq, a predicted model, not a curated record
AUGACACAACAGAAGACCAUUGCCGUCGUCAACGCGACGGGUCGCCAGGCUGCUUCCCUUAUCCGCGUCGCUUCCGCCGUCGGCCAUCAUGUACGAGCUCAGAUUCAUUCGCUCAAAGGCAUCAUUGCGGAGGAGCUGGAGAGUCUGCCAAAUGUCACCUUGUUCCAAGGACCUUUGACCAACAAUGUCCCCCUGAUGGACGCCCUCUUUCAAGGGGCCAACCUGGCCUUCAUCAAUACGACGUCACAAUCAGGCGACGAGGUCGCAAUCGGGCGUGCGCUCGCUGAUGCGGCUAAACGGGCUGGAACCAUUCAACACUACAUCUACAGCAGUAUGCCAGAUCACUCCGUCUACGGACCAUGGCUGCCCGUACCGUUAUGGGCGCCCAAGUUCACUGUCGAAAAUUAUAUCCGGCAACUCGGACUUCCCGCAACCUUUGUUUACGCCGGAAUCUACAACAACAACUUCACCAGUCUACCAUACCCGCUUUUCCAAAUGGAACUCAUGCCCGAUGGGAGCUUCGAGUGGCAUGCGCCAUUCGACCCGGAUACUCCGCUGCCGUGGUUGGAUGCGGAGCAUGAUGUUGGCCCGGCCCUGCUACAGAUUUUCAAGGAUGGCCCCAAGAAGUGGCACGGUCACCGGAUUGCCCUGACGUUUGAAACCCUUUCCCCCAACCAAGUGUGCGCAGCAUUCUCGCGAGCCUUAAAUCGCCCGUGCCACUACAUUCAUGUGCCUAAGGUCGAGGUCAAGGUGAAUAUCCCGACUGGAUACCGAGAACAGCUGGAGGCGAUCGAGGAGGUCUUUGGUCGCUGCAAUGCACCUUACUUCCCGCAGCCCGAAUUCUCCCGCCCUGCAGCAGGCUCCCCCAAGGGCUUAGGCCCGGCCAAUGGGAAAGGCGCCGGCGCCGGCAUGAUGCAGGGUCCCGGAGGGGUCGUAUCGCUGAGAGUCACCGACGAGGCUCGGCACCUGUGGGAGGGUUGGCGUGAUAUGGAAGAAUAUGCGCGUGAGGUCUUUCCGAUCGAAGAGGAGGCCAACGGACUGGACUGGAUGCUGUAA